Raphanus sativus (radish) is the source of this 570-nucleotide messenger RNA. Its product is annotated as transcription factor UPBEAT1. Gene Ontology annotation, biological process: regulation of DNA-templated transcription. Lineage: Eukaryota; Viridiplantae; Streptophyta; Magnoliopsida; Brassicales; Brassicaceae. The record is from RefSeq and is a predicted model, not a curated record. The transcript has a single exon. Bases 184 to 492 code for a protein of 102 amino acids.
GUAACCUCCGUUUUAAGUUAUAUCUAAAGGUCACUGACCUUUAUCUAUGUCUAUAUAAACGAAGGCCAUCUCAUAUAUGCAUCAUUACUAUAUCAUCUUUAUAGAGUUCUUAUCACUUGUCUACACAACAUUCUUUCAUCAGAUUAAGUUAACCAAAAGAACAUUGUUACAUCAUUUACAGUAAUGGGAGUAACAUUAGAAGGUCAAAGAAAGGAAUCAGUUUUGGUGUUGAUGAGAAGACAAAGAGCACGAAGGGCCCUUGCGAAGAAGAUCAUGAUCAGACCGAAAAAGAGUCUAGAGGCUUCUAGAAGACCGUGUCGUGCGAUUCAUAAACGAGUCAAGAUGCUGAAAGAGCUUGUUCCAGACACCAAAUCGUCAGAAGGUUUGGAUGGACUAUUUAGACAAACGGCGGAUUAUAUUUUAGCUUUGGAAAUGAAAGUGAGAGUCAUGCAAACAAUGGUUCAGGUUUUGACCGAAACUGAUUGUGUGUAAUGACCUCAGUAUAUUUUUGUAAAUCUUGCUGGGUUCUUUUAAUAUUAUUAUUAUUAUAAUAAGUGCUUUUAGUUUUUA